AUGUUAUAUAUAUCAAUUAAAAAAAAUAACACAUUUUCAAGAUUCCAUAGACCCCUCUUUAUUGAAAUACACACAAUAUCUGUAUUUGUUCCUGUAAUAAAUGGAAAGUAUCGAAUAGAAACUAAUGAGAAUAAUACAAACACAGACUCUUUCUCAUUAACAACUACACCAACAGUAUCAUCUACACCACCAACUAAUGUCUACUACUAA
This is a messenger RNA of Entamoeba dispar SAW760, 210 nucleotides long. RefSeq lists its product as uncharacterized. The coding region runs from base 1 to 210 and encodes 69 amino acids. The transcript has 2 exons. NCBI's taxonomy places the organism in Eukaryota, Evosea, Mastigamoebida, Endamoebidae. The record is from RefSeq and is a predicted model, not a curated record.